AUGGGGAGCACACAGACUUUUGAGCAUCUUUUGAAGCCUUUGGAUGUUGGCGAUCUUCGAUUGAAAAAUCGAGUCGUUAUGGCUUCGUUGACUCGUAACAGAGACAACGUGCCUCGUGAUAACCUCCACGUGCCAUAUUAUGCCGAGCGUGCGGGUACAGGUUUAAUUAUAUCCGAAGCUGCCUUGAUAUGUCCGCAAGGUGUGGAGUGGACCUUCAUGCCUGGGAUUUACGCACAGGAACACGUUGAAGGUUGGAAGAAAGUAACAGAUGCUGUGCAUGCCAAAGGUGGUUUGAUCUUUUGUCAGCUUCAUCAUGUCGGCCGCGUAGCGCAUCCUGGAACCAGAGUCCAGCGUGAGUCCGGUCAGCCUGUUCCUGGGCCCUCCGCUAUUGCUGCGAGAGGUGGCAAAUUCCGCAACGUUCCUGGGGCGCCUGGUUAUACAGUGCCAACUCCAAUCGAAGACCCUCAACAGAUCAUUGAUCUGUACUCAAAUGCGUCUCGGCUUGCCAAAGAGGCCGGGUUUGAUGGAGUUGAGUUGCAUAAUGGCAAUGGAUAUCUGCCCAUGCAAUUUCUUGAAUCUCACAGUAAUAAACGCGAUGAUGAAUGGGGCGGAUCAACUGAGAAGCGUAUGCGAUUCUCGCUUGCCUGCCUUGCCAAAAUGAACGAGCACUUCCCUUACCAUCGUAUUGGGAUUAAAAUUGCGCCAUGUGGAGGAUACAACGAUAUGGGCGAGUUGGAUGAGAACGGAAUCCCCUCAGAGGAGGCAGCAAAAGCAACCUACGUCCCAUUUUGUACUAAGCUGAACACGCUGGGCCUAGCUUAUGUACAAGUGAUGCGUUGGUGGGCAUCUUAUGAUUUAAUGAUCGAAGGAAGACCUCGCGGAAUUGAAUGGAACCCCAUUGACUGUUUACGCCCGAUUCUCAAAGAUACACUUUUGUUUGGGAAUAGUGCGUUCAUGCCAGAGGAAGCAGAUGAGUGGAUCCGAGAUGACCGAAUGGAUGCUGUUGUAAUCGGUCGACCUCUACUAUACAACCCAGACUACACCGAAAAACUGCAAAAUGGCAGUGCCGUCACUCUGUAUCAGGAACAGCCGGGGGAUGAACAUUGGUGGUAUAAAUGGCGCAACAAUGACAAGCGCGACGGCUACCUCGACUGGAAGAAUCGAACUAUCGUACCGACCACACUUAAAACCGGAGAUCGCCUGAGUCUGAUCCAUGAUUAG
Messenger RNA from Penicillium angulare, 1221 nucleotides. Its product is annotated as alkene reductase. Lineage: Eukaryota; Fungi; Ascomycota; Eurotiomycetes; Eurotiales; Aspergillaceae. Gene Ontology annotation, molecular function: oxidoreductase activity; FMN binding. The transcript has 3 exons. The coding region runs from base 1 to 1221 and encodes 406 amino acids. The record is from RefSeq and is a predicted model, not a curated record.